AUGGGCCGGUUCGAGGCAAGCUGCACAGCGGCGAAGGAGCCCCCCCAGGAGCCGCCUGUCAAGCGGUCACGACUCUGGGACUGGCUACAGAAGUCGACAGAGGCCGUUGGCGAUGGCCGCGAAGUGCUCUCUCCUGCUGCAGAGAAUGCAGCAACAGUCGAGGGCCCAGUUGCGGCGGACACCGACUUCAUGGACAACGAGGAGACAGGAGAAGCACUAGAAGACGGCUUUGGUGAGGAAGAAGCUCCUGCCACUGGUGCUGAAGAGAGUCGCUCGCUCAAGCUGGGCGGACUGGCACCGUCCACAACCCUUCUUGACAUCACGAGGGUUGUCCGUGGAGGCAUAAUCCUCCAGAUGUUCGUGCGGCCCUGGAAUGGGACGGCUCAUGUCUCGUUUGUCGAACCCGUUGCGGCCAAGAAGUUCUUCGAGCACGCAAAGAUGACUGGCCUUUCUAUCAAGAACCGAUCGGCCACUGUGGAGUGGGAGCUUCAACAAGCCUACCUCAACAACGAUCUUGCCUUUCGCAUUGACAAGUUUGGCGCAACUCGAAACUUGGUCAUUCGCUCCGUCCGACCAGAGAUGACAGCCGAGGCUAUCAAGCUUGACUUGGAGCAUAUCUUCAACCUGUGGAUUGUCGACAUAACAUUCAAGGACGGUGACGCCUACCUGUCACUGAACAGAACCAUCCUCGCUCUCACUGCCAGAAACUGUAUGCGGUCUCGUCGCAGGUACAGGAAGAUGACAAUUUAA
Capronia coronata CBS 617.96 is the source of this 750-nucleotide messenger RNA. RefSeq lists its product as uncharacterized. Gene Ontology annotation, molecular function: nucleic acid binding. The transcript is spliced from 2 exons. Bases 1 to 750 code for a protein of 249 amino acids. Lineage: Eukaryota; Fungi; Ascomycota; Eurotiomycetes; Chaetothyriales; Herpotrichiellaceae. The record is from RefSeq and is a predicted model, not a curated record.